AUGAAGCUCCCCAUAAUCAGCCGAGUUACAAUGCUUUUCAGCAUUUUAGCGCCUGUAAGUUCGAUGUCGACUUAUGCAAUUCCCGAACCCGAACUAGUGCCCGGCGAAAAUGAACCAUUCAGCUUCUUGUGCCCAAAUAAUCGGUGGUUCGACAAGUCUUUUCUCGAGGAAAUAGCCCUGAUAGGCAAACAAGCUAUAGAAAAUGGAACUAAAGAUCGUGGAUUUCCCGCACGAGUAUUUGCCCUUACUUACGACGUCGACGGAGAUGUAUGGUACUAUCCUAUCGAUGAAAACCGAGGCGAAUUUGUUGUAUUCUUAAGAACCGGGCGAGUUGUGGGCGCAGGUUACUCAGCGGCUACUACUGAUGACGAACGUUAUUUGCACCCCUGUCAACUCCAAAUGGUAAUUACCUCCCUGUUCAUCCUUCUGACGAAGAUUGGCACGGCUAAAAAUCCAAAUCAGUGA
Molecule: messenger RNA, 465 nt
Organism: Blumeria graminis f. sp. triticale
Lineage: Eukaryota; Fungi; Ascomycota; Leotiomycetes; Helotiales; Erysiphaceae
Source: the annotation of a GenBank genome assembly